AUGUCGCCAUCACGAGCAGAAGACGUGGAAGACGACGACCCAGUCAUCGCAGAAUACAACGUCUUCAUCACCCCCCGCCAACUCGAGCAAAUUUACCUCUUGCAAUACCCAAACCGCAACCGCAGUCAAGCCUACAACGACCGUAAUGGUGCACGCCCCACAGACUUCCGCCUCAAACCCCAAGCCGGCUUCAUGGAAAUGGAUAUUGGCAUGAACCCCAGUGCAAACUUCAACAAAUUCCAAAGUCUGGUCUGGGGAGAGGCGAUUCGAAAGGCAAAGGGUAAUGGCGGUAGUGGCACUUUUGGUGCUGCGGCGGGCUUCGCGCCGACGAAAGGUGGGAAGGGGAGGGGUAAGCACGAGGGUGGUGAGAUGAGUGUUGAUCAGGGAUUGUCGAGGUUUCAGGAGGCUGUCAAUAGGGAUGCGGUCUUUCAGAAGCAGACGCUGGGAGGGCAGAUUCUGCAGGAUGAAGCGGGCAAUCCGAAUUAUAUGUUGGGUGCCUUCCGCGGUGACGAACUCCACCUCACACGCGUGGACGGCGUAGUCCAAAUGCGCCCCCAAUUCCACCACGUCGACGCAAUAACCCACGCCGAAACCGCCGCCCGCCGCACCGAAGCAGCAGAAAACAGCUCUGGCGGUCCCGGCGCCACCUCCGCCUCCACCCAAAAACAACCCCAAGCCUUAGCUCUCGCUCAAACCUACAAGGACAACCGCGACGUCGAAAACCUGGAGGCUCUGCGCGCCAAAAACUUGUUGCUGAUUGCUGCAGAGGAGAAGUGGACGAAAUUGGAGUACUUUGAUGAGGAUGAGGAGGCGAGUUAUGAGACGUAUCAUUCUAGGCUUUUCCAUGGCGAUACCAAAGAGGCCAAGCAUUUGAAGAGUCAGAUGAAGAAUGAGGAGUAUUUGGAUGCGAUUUCGGCGCCCAGAGUGGAUCCGAGUGGCAGGAAGAAGAAGAGGCCGUUGACUAAGAAGCAGAUGGAGAGGAUUGAGGCUGCCGAGGAUGAUGUCGAAGGUGCUGGAGAAAUGGGCGGAGAGGUUGAAGUUGAGAUGAGCUGA
Molecule: messenger RNA, 1053 nt
Organism: Aureobasidium namibiae CBS 147.97
Lineage: Eukaryota; Fungi; Ascomycota; Dothideomycetes; Dothideales; Saccotheciaceae
Exons: 3
Coding region: 1-1053 (350 amino acids)
Biological process (GO): DNA-templated transcription
Cellular component (GO): RNA polymerase III complex; nucleus
Source: RefSeq, a predicted model, not a curated record